UGUGGCAGCGAGGCCAUGGCGGAGGUGCCGGAGGAGGUGCGGAUGUUCCUCAGGCAGCACCCGCUGCUCGGCGUGGCCGAGCCGGGCAAGGUGAGGUGCAGGCUGACCGGCCACGAGCUGCCGUGCCGGCUGGCGGAGCUGCAGGCAUACACCGCCGGCAAGAGGUACCAGCGGCUGGCCAGGAGCGCCCAGGAGUUCGCCUAUGAGAAGUUUGAGCCCCACAUAGUGCCCAGCACGAAGAACCUACAUCAGCUGUUCUGCAAGCUCACCCUCAGACACAUCAACAAGUUUCCAGAGCAUGUGCUCCGUCACGUCCAAGGGAAACGCUACCAGAAGGCCCUGAAAGCAUAUGAGGAGUGCCAGAAGAAAGGGGUGGAAUAUGUCCCUGCCUGCUUGCGACAGAAGCAGCAACGGAGGCAGCACCCUGACGACCAAAUGAAUGGGAGCAGGCAGCCUCAGAGAGAGGAAGAAUUCUGGGAGCCAAAGUCUCCCAGGACAGAUGAGGACGGAGAGGAGACGGAUGACAGUAUGAGUGAUCUGUACCCACCUGAACUCUUCCCUGAAAAAAGCCCAGCAGCUCCACAAAACACAGAGGCCAGCGAUGAGUUUGCAAUAGACAGCGAAGAAGAUGAGGCCAAGCUGAAUGGGGAGAACGGUGUUGUGAAGGGUGAGGAUGGUGGAAGAACAGACGUGAACAGAGCAGCUGGCAAGAGGGGAAAGAAACAGUCAGGCCCUCCAAGGAAAAAAUUCAAGCGGUGUCAUCAGAAACCCAAGAACUUCAGGAAAGCAACCAAUGGCAAAUAAACUUUAAUGAUAAAAAAACAUGGCUUGAAGCCUCUUGUGUAACAAUUCCAGAGCAGAAGAGUGAAGUGCUUGCCCUUAAACCUUGCUGCCCAUUCCAGUUAACUGAUACAGCAGGGGGAAACAGUGGGGUGGAAUCAAGUUAUAUUCUAAAAGUCUCCAGCCAUCCCCUGCUACCAAACACCAAGAAUUAUUACUAACAUACAAGAAGCCCAGUGCUUGGAUCUCUUUACGAGAAGACAACUUCCAUUAGGUGGGAAAAAAGCAUGCAAGGCCACUAACCAGCAUUUUCAGAUAGCUUAAGUGUCACCAGUCAUACACUCUAAGUGGAUACAAAGAUGCCAUUGUUUUUAUUUUGAUUGUUUCAAAAAAAUCAAAACAUUUUCAAACACAACUAAGGUACAAAAUACAGCAUAAAAUGAGAAUUUAUACUUUUUUUUUCCACAUAGAAAGCAAAAAUAUAUUCAGAAUUAAUUCCAGAACACUUUACAGAGCCAAUUGAUAGCUGACAUCCUGUUUCUCAGCUACUGGGGGAGGUCACUGUAUUUCUGGGAGAUGCACAAAUACAGCAGUGUAUGCAAGAAACCAGAAUCUUCUGCAUCAGGACUCAAAGUCCAGGUAUUGCGCUGCUUAGAAAUACCUUAUAAUGCCCUCCACCUAACUGUGCCCCUUUAGUACUAAAAUAUUUCUGCUGCAAGGGGCAGUAUCAAUUCCCUUCUCUGGGGUCUUUUGUUGGAAAGUUAACUCUUUAUUUUCACAGAACAGAGGAAACUGGUUAAUAGUUCAGAUAGUCUGUCAUCCAGCUCCUUAGUUAGACAGGACACAAAGAACAAGCUGAGGAAGCUAACUAAGGGCUACGUACAGAAAUUGUUUCUACCAUUCAAUUUAUAAAUACUAUGAACAUCAACAGCAGUUAAGAUAUCUGAGAAUGGCUGCCUUGAUGUCUAAGACAGUUACAGGACCUGCAGUGAAGUUGAGCAAGAACAUCCUGUGCUGAACAUCAGGAAUUGAAAGGAACAGUUUGGUUUGCUAUGAAGAGACAGGCACAAUUAACACUUGAGGCAAAAACCUCUCCUGCAAAAUCUGUUUAGAAGAAAGCCUUCAAAGUGACCAGAACGUAAAUGCUGGCUUCCUCUCACCUACCCCGCAUACUGAUCAGUUUUCUUCAGCAGCAGCGCAUCUAUUACAUGGGCUACUUUUCCCUUGAAGUUGAAAUCACUAGUUUAACAUGAAGCAGUGCUCUUCUAUUUGCUAUCAGUUCUUGGCCUAGUUUUCUCACCUAAAAAGCAACCAUUUAACAGAACUGUCCAGGCUAGUGUCCUUGCCAAGAAAAUCUGGUAAAUAGUUCCUGCUGGAAAAGUUCAGCUGAAUUACUUUCUGAACAAAUAGCUGAGCAGCCUUCUCAAGGGAGACAACAGUGCAAGAAAUCCAUGUAAUGUUAGCAAGUUGGUAGGGCUCAUGCUUGCUAGGAGUCUAGAAUGCUCUCAUGAUCUUGUGAAACAGGUUCACCUACUUCACCAGCAGAGGACAAAAUGCCUCCUCUGAGCAGCACUAACUAAAUGUGUUCAUGGCACAGAGGCUGUGGCACUGAGAGGUGAAAACAGGACCUUCCUCUCUCCUCGCUAUUAAGCUGAGGAGUUCCUUCCUCUGAAUAUGCAAGUUACAUCCCUGGCUGCUUGUUCACUGCACAGGCUUAGCGCUUGCAUUCUUCAGCUAUAACUGUUUUGUAAUACAGCAUUGAGAACUGGGACUGUACGCAGCACACAGCUGCCUUCCACACUCCUUCCCUGCACAUCUCAAGUGUGGGCCAAGAUGUCAGAGAGAGAGGUUUUACUCACUUCAACAUCCCAGCUCUUCCACUGUUCAGUCAACUUGGGCUUUUGCAGCUGAGACUGACAGAAGUGAAUCUAGGAAGCAAAGACUAUAGUUUAGAAGAUUGACUGCUCUCAUUCUGCAUGUACUGAGUACAGGGAAAAGGGGAAUUUCCAUGAUUCUAGAGACACUUUCACCAGUAACCUGCAAUUCAGAUAUGAGUUUGGAGCAUGUAUGGAUGGAAGCUGGUUUAAUAGCAGAAAGGAGCUUUUAUUAUGGAACCUGCAGCAUAGCUUAGCUCCUUUUCUUGGAAAUUCAGGAAGGGGCAACUCUGGGGAAAGAAUGCUGAAUUAAGAAGUUCUUUUGGCACAGAAUUUUAUCAGAAUCUAGCUCUCUUUGGGAAUACCUUGCCCCUUCCUUCUUGAAAUAGCAUAAGCAAUACAGAAUUUCACCUCAUUCCCCUCAAGAACAGAACCGUUACAAGUUAGAAAACCCUCUCCCUUUUCUUACCUAGGAGAGGAUAUAGCUACUUUCAGUGUUUUCUUUUUGCCAUCUAUUUGGGUGCAGGAAAGACCUCCCCCCCCCCUUUUUUUUU
Molecule: messenger RNA, 3208 nt
Organism: Anas platyrhynchos (mallard)
Lineage: Eukaryota; Metazoa; Chordata; Aves; Anseriformes; Anatidae
Gene: SURF2
Product: surfeit 2
Source: RefSeq, a predicted model, not a curated record